This is a messenger RNA of Pneumocystis jirovecii RU7, 1799 nucleotides long. Its product is annotated as phosphoribosylaminoimidazole carboxylase, ATPase subunit. Gene Ontology annotation, biological process: 'de novo' IMP biosynthetic process. The transcript has 5 exons. Bases 58 to 1770 code for a protein of 570 amino acids. Gene Ontology annotation, molecular function: ATP binding; metal ion binding; phosphoribosylaminoimidazole carboxylase activity. The record is from RefSeq and is a predicted model, not a curated record. NCBI's taxonomy places the organism in Eukaryota, Fungi, Ascomycota, Pneumocystomycetes, Pneumocystales, Pneumocystaceae.
AUUUGAUAUAUAGAAUAUUUUUUUGAAUUACUAUAAAAUAUUUUGAAUGAAAUAAGAAUGGAUGAUAGAAUAAUUGGAAUUCUUGGCGGAGGUCAACUUGGACGAAUGCUUGUUGAAGCUGCACAUCGGCUGAAUAUUAAAACAGUAAUCCUUGACCCUGAUCCUGAUUCUCCUGCAAAACAGGUAAAUUCUUCAAAGAAUCAUAUAAAUGGGAGUUUUUUGAACUUUGAUGAUAUUUUAUCUCUUUCAGAAAGAUGUAAUAUUCUUACAAUUGAAAUUGAACAUGUUGAUAUUAAAGCUUUGAAACACAUUUUUUUAAAUGGAAAAGUAAAAGUGCAUCCAUCACCUAAUACUAUUGAAAUCAUUCAAGAUAAAUAUCUUCAAAAACUUCAUCUCACGAAACAUGGAAAUCCAACAAUUGAAAGUAUUUCAAUUAAAAAUACUCUUGAGGAUAUUAGAUUAGCUGGUGAAAAGUUAGGUUAUCCUUUUAUGUUGAAAUCUCGAACUAUGGCUUAUGAUGGACGUGGAAAUUUUAAAAUUGAUUCUUUAGAAUCAGCUUAUUCUUCAUUAUCAGUUUUUGAAAAUGUAUCUCUUUACGCUGAACGGUGGGUCCCUUUUAUGAAGGAGCUUGCAGUUAUUGUUGUGAGAAAUGAAGAAGGGGUUAUUGGUUCAUAUCCUGUUGUAGAAACUGUUCAAUCUGAUAAUAUUUGUCGUCUUGUUUAUGCACCUGCUAGAGUUUCUUUUACUGUUUCUGAAAAUGCAAAACGGGUUGCUGAGAAAGCUAUUCAAUGUUUUUCAGGAGCAGGUGUUUUUGGAGUUGAAAUGUUUUUGGUUACUAAUGGUGAUAUUAUAAUUAAUGAGGUUUCCCCUCGACCUCAUAAUUCUGGUCAUUAUACUAUAAAUGCAUGUUCUAUUUCUCAAUAUGAAUCACAUAUAAGGGCUGUUUUGAAUCUUCCAUUUCCAUCUGAUUCGUUUAACUUUUUAACAUUUAAAACAUUUGCUAUUAUGCUCAAUUUAAUUGCAGAUGAUUUAAAAGUAGAAUAUAUGGAAAUUUGUCGAAAGGCUCUCAUAGUAGGAGGUUCAUCAAUUUAUUUAUAUGGGAAAAAAGAACAACGAAGAGGUAGAAAAAUGGGUCAUAUUACUAUUGUUGCUUCAUCUAUGUCUGAAGCGGAGUAUAAACUUCAGCAGAUUCUUCAGUCUUCUAAAAUAUCAUUAUCAUGUUUUUCAAGUAAAGAGAUAUUUUCUUACGAAAAGUCACCUAUAGUAGCAAUUAUUAUGGGAUCUGAUUCUGAUUUACCAACAAUGAAAUCUGCUAUAGAAAUCUUUAAAAAAUUUGAUGUUUCUUUUGUUGGUCCUGAUAUUAUAUCUGCUCAUAGAACGCCUAGAAAGCUUGUAGAAUUUUCAUCUACUGCUAUUUUAAAUGGUUAUAAGGUUAUUAUUGCUGGUGCAGGAGGUGCUGCUCAUUUACCUGGAAUGGUUGCUAGUAUGACUACACUUCCUGUAAUUGGCGUUCCUGUUAAAGGGAGCUCUUUAGAUGGUGUAGAUUCUCUUUACUCUAUUGUUCAGAUGCCGAAGGGUAUUCCUGUUGCUACUGUAGCUAUAGGAAAUAGUACUAAUGCGGCCCUUUUAGCACUACGUAUUAUUGGGAUUACGGACAAUAGAGUGAGAUUUUUGCUAGAUGAGUAUACUCGAAAUAUGGAAACCGAUAUCCUUCUAAAAAGCAAGAAAUUACAGGAGAUUGGAUGGGAAAAUUAUGAGCAUAAUAAAUAAUUUAGAAGUUUUUGUAUGGAAAUUUUAUA